Molecule: messenger RNA, 1481 nt
Organism: Racocetra persica
Lineage: Eukaryota; Fungi; Glomeromycota; Glomeromycetes; Diversisporales; Gigasporaceae
Source: the annotation of a GenBank genome assembly
AUCAUUGGAUCAGAAUUGAGCAUUAAAGCUACUUUUGAGGGACAUACCUUAAUCGGUACAAGUUACAAACAUCCAGUUACUAAAAUUCCAUAUAAAAUAGUAGAUGCUGAUUAUGUAACAACCGAUUCUGGAACUGUUCACAUAGCACCAGGACAUGGAAUUGAAGAUUAUGAGAUAUGUAAAAAAUUAAAUAUUUCAACAUUUUGUCCCGUUGAUGAUCUUGGAAGAUUUACCGCAGAAGUUGGUGAUCCUUCUUUUGAAGGAAAAGAUGUACUGAAAGAAGGAACUGAUGUUAUAAUUAAUUAUUUAAAAGAAAGCAAGUUGUUAGUGAAAGAACAUGAAAUUGUUCAUAAGUAUCCUUAUGAUUGGAGAACCAAAAAGCCUAUAAUUUUGAGAGCUACUCCACAAUGGUUCAUUAAUGUUGAAGCAUUCAAGCAAAAAGCCUUUGAAUCACUUGCAGAUAUCAGGAUCUUACCAGACAGCGCUCGAAAUCGUUUAGAAAUAUAUACAUUAUCGCGUAGCGAAUGGUGCAUAUCACGCCAACGUUCUUGGGCUGUUCCAAUACCUGUUAUAUAUGACGUUGAAACAAAUCUACCAUUAUUUACAGAGUCUUCUAUAGUUCAUAUAAUUGAGAUUGUAAAACAGUUUGGAUCUGAUGCAUGGUGGGAGAUUGAUGAAAAAGAGUUAGUAGCACCAGAGUAUAGGGACAAUGGUUUAAAAUAUCGACGAGGUAUGGAUACUAUGGAUGUAUGGUUUGAUAGUGGUGUAUCAUGGAAUUCCAAUGCUGUCGCUGAUUUAUAUCUUGAAGGAACUGACCAGCAUCGUGGAUGGUUCACAUCAUCUUUAUUAACUUCUAUCGCUGUUAAUGACACCGCGCCAUUUUCUACUGUUAUUACACAUGGAUUUGUUCUUGACGAACAAGGACGUAAAAUGUCUAAAUCUUUGGGAAACGUUGUUAAUCCUAAGACAAUAACAAAUGGUGGAAAGAAUCGAGAAAAAGAACCAGCCUACGGUGUAGAUAUUUUGAGACUUUGGGCCGCAUCCUCAGAUUAUACUAAAGAUGUUAGCAUUGGAAAAACUGUCAUGAGCCAAGUAGGUGAAAAUUUGAGAAAAUAUCGUAACACAGCUAGAUUUAUGCUGGGCAAUUUAAAUGAUUUUAAUCAUGAGCAACUAGUAGUAUAUGAUGAUUUGAAAUCAAUUGAUAAAUACAUGUUACAUGAAACUUAUCAAUUUGGAAAAGUUGUCGAAUCAAAUUACGAUGAUUUCUUAUUUAAUAAAGCACCAAUGAUUCCACAUCUGGCAGAAGAAAUAUACGAGAAUUAUAAGAGUAUUGAUCGUGAACAAUUUGAUAGUAUAUUUAAAUUAAGAUGGUAUAAUAUGAAUAAGAAAUGGGAUAACCAAGCGAUUCAAAAAGAGUGGAAUAUUUUGAAAUCAUUGAGAAAUGAAGUGAAUCAGCUAUUAGAGGUGGCUAGGAAGGAUAA